CAGUUGCACGACGGAAUUCGAGGUGCCGUCGGAAGAAGAAUCGGCGAGUGAGGGUUUUGAACCUUUUUCCCUCGGUUCCCUUUCAGUCUUCCCGCUCUCUUCCAAGUCAAGCUCUCCUCAAACAGGCGACAACCAAUGGCUUCGUCUUCCUCCUCCGCCGGAAGUAGCUACGACAUCCCGUGGGUGGAGAAGUACCGGCCGAGCAAAGUGGCCGAUAUCGUCGGCAACGAGGACGCUGUCUCCCGCCUCCAAGUCAUCGCCACCCAGGGCAACCUACCUAAUUUGAUAUUAUCGUUCUGGUUUUGGAUUCUUGUUUACUUGGUGAAUUUCACAUUGCGGUGUCGCCACUCUCUACUUUGUCAGGGUCCUCCUGGAAUUGGGAAAACUACGAGUAUACUGGCUCUAGCGCAUGAGCUUCUUGGGCCUAGCUAUAAAGAUGGUGUUUUGGAGCUGAAUGCAUCAGAUGAAAGAGGAAUAGAUGUGGUGAGGAACAAAAUAAAAAUGUUUGCACAGAUGAAGUUAACACUUCCACCUGGGAGGCACAAAAUUGUGAUCCUCGAUGAAGCUGAUAGCAUGACUUCAGGAGCACAGCAAGCCCUGAGACGGACAAUGGAAAUAUACUCCCAGACCACCCGUUUCGCUCUUGCUUGCAAUACAUCUUCUAAAGUGAUUGAGCCUAUUCAGAGCAGAUGCGCUCUCGUUCGAUUUUCAAGACUGUCUGAUCAGGAGAUUCUUGGUCGUCUAAUGGUGGUAGUGGAAGCAGAAAAGGUUCCAUACGUCCCUGAAGGACUUGAAGCCAUCAUUUUCACAGCUGAUGGGGAUAUGAGGCAGGCACUCAAUAACUUGCAAGCUACAUACAGUGGAUUCCGAUUUGUCAACCAGGAGAAUGUUUUCAAGGUAUGCGAUCAGCCUCAUCCUCUGCACGUGAAGAAUAUGGUUCGCCAAGUCCUUGAGGGAAAGUUUGAUGAUGCUUGCUCUGGUUUGAAGCAGCUUUAUGAUCUUGGCUAUUCCCCAACUGAUAUCAUUACAACUCUCUUCCGAAUCAUAAAAAAUUAUGAAAUGGCUGAGUAUCUGAAGCUAGAAUUCAUGAAGGAAACAGGGUUUGCCCACAUGAGAAUCUGUGAUGGAGUUGGAUCCUAUCUUCAGAUGUGUGGCCUAUUGGCCAAACUUGCCCUAGUUCGUGACACAGCCAAGGCAGUAUGAGCAGAUAACUCGGUUUAGGGUUCUGGCAGGUUUCUGAUGUGGAAAUGGCAGUGAUUUUGAUGCUUGGGAACCAGUUGUUUGAAGUGUUGAAGUUAUUUGUGUGUUUCCAAGGAAGCCUAUCUUAUUUACAUGUAAUUGAGUUCCUUAGGAUAGAGAUUGGCAAGAAGAGAGGCCUAUGUCCCAUUGUCAAUGUUCUGGAAAGAGUUGUGCUUCUUUAAGGACGGUACUGUAAUAUUUUAAUCAACACAAUUGCUGACCUAAUUUGUGAGUUAUUUCAUGACUAGGUCUGGCAGGAACAAUGCCAGGCAUGUGACCUUCUUUAUCAGUUCUAGCAACCAUUCAAGUUCCCACGGGAAGGGC
This is a messenger RNA of Linum tenue, 1563 nucleotides long. The record is from the annotation of a GenBank genome assembly. NCBI's taxonomy places the organism in Eukaryota, Viridiplantae, Streptophyta, Magnoliopsida, Malpighiales, Linaceae.